Molecule: messenger RNA, 5494 nt
Organism: Chinchilla lanigera (long-tailed chinchilla)
Lineage: Eukaryota; Metazoa; Chordata; Mammalia; Rodentia; Chinchillidae
Gene: Grk6
Product: G protein-coupled receptor kinase 6
Biological process (GO): signal transduction; protein phosphorylation; regulation of signal transduction
Cellular component (GO): cytoplasm; plasma membrane
Molecular function (GO): ATP binding; G protein-coupled receptor kinase activity
Source: RefSeq, a predicted model, not a curated record
UGCCCUGCCCUGCCGCUCGCCAUCCGGCCCCGGCUCUCCCGCGAUCCCAGCCGGCGGCGCGGUCCGGUGAGCCGGCUCCGCUGCAGCCCAUGGAGCUCGAGAACAUCGUAGCGAACACAGUGCUACUCAAGGCCAGGGAAGGUGGAGGUGGAAGUCGCAAAGGCAAAAGCAAGAAAUGGCGGCAGAUGCUUCAGUUCCCCCACAUCAGCCAGUGCGAAGAGCUGCGGCUCAGCUUCGAGCGUGACUACCACAGUCUGUGUGAGCGGCAGCCCAUUGGGCGCCUGCUGUUCCGAGAGUUCUGCACCACGAGGCCUGAGCUGACACGCUGCAUUGCCUUCCUGGAUGGGGUGGCCGAGUACGAGGUGACCCCUGAUGAGAAGCGGAAGGCAUGUGGGCGGCGGCUAAUGCAGAAUUUUCUGAGCCAUACGGGUCCUGACCUCAUCCCUGAGGUCCCCCUGCAGCUGGUGACUAACUGCGCCCAGCGGCUGGAGCAGGGCCCCUGCAAAGACCUCUUCCAGGAGUUGACCCGGCUGACCCAUGAGUACCUGAGCAUGGCCCCUUUUGCUGACUACCUCGACAGCAUCUACUUCAACCGUUUCCUGCAGUGGAAGUGGCUGGAAAGGCAGCCCGUGACGAAAAACACCUUCAGGCAGUACCGUGUCCUUGGCAAAGGUGGCUUUGGGGAGGUGUGUGCCUGCCAGGUGCGGGCAACAGGCAAGAUGUAUGCCUGCAAGAAGCUGGAGAAGAAACGGAUCAAGAAGCGGAAAGGGGAGGCCAUGGCUCUUAAUGAGAAGCAGAUCCUGGAGAAAGUGAACAGUAGGUUUGUAGUGAGCUUAGCCUAUGCCUAUGAGACCAAGGAUGCACUGUGCUUAGUGCUGACGCUGAUGAAUGGAGGUGACCUCAAGUUCCACAUCUACCACAUGGGCCAGGCUGGCUUCCCUGAAGCACGUGCCGUCUUCUAUGCUGCUGAGAUCUGCUGCGGGCUGGAGGACCUGCAUCGGGAACGCAUCGUGUACAGGGACCUGAAGCCAGAGAACAUCCUUCUGGAUGACCACGGCCAUAUCCGCAUCUCUGACCUGGGACUGGCUGUGCAUGUGCCUGAGGGUCAGACCAUCAAAGGUCGUGUGGGCACUGUGGGCUACAUGGCUCCAGAGGUGGUGAAGAACGAGCGGUACACGUUCAGCCCUGACUGGUGGGCACUAGGCUGCCUCCUGUACGAGAUGAUCGCAGGCCAGUCACCCUUCCAGCAGAGGAAGAAGAAGAUCAAGCGGGAGGAGGUGGAGCGGUUGGUGAAGGAGGUGCCUGAAGAAUACUCAGAGCGCUUUUCCCCGCAGGCCUGCUCCCUCUGUUCCCAGCUCCUCUGCAAGGACCCUGUGGAGCGCCUGGGGUGUCGUGGGGCCGGCGCCCAAGAGGUGAAGGAGCACCCUCUUUUCAAAAAGCUGAACUUCAAGCGGCUGGGAGCAGGCAUGCUAGAACCACCCUUUAAGCCUGAUCCCCAGGCUAUUUAUUGCAAAGAUGUUCUGGACAUUGAACAGUUCUCCACCGUUAAGGGAGUAGAGCUAGAGCCAACCGACCAGGACUUCUACCAGAAGUUUGCCACAGGCAGCGUGCCUAUCCCCUGGCAGAACGAGAUGGUGGAGACUGAGUGCUUCCAGGAGCUGAAUGUCUUUGGGCUAGAUGGCUCAGUUCCCCCAGACCUGGACUGGAAGGGCCAGCCACCUGCACCACCUAAGAAGGGACUGCUGCAGAGAUUUUUCAGCCGCCAGAGGACUGCUGUGGGAACUGCAGCGACAGUGAGGAAGAGCUCCCCACCCGCCUCUAGUCCCCAGCCCGAGGCCCCCACCGGCGGUUGGCGGUAGCAGCUGCUCCAAGUGCUGUUUACAGUUUUGCACAGUGGUCUUCCCCAUUGUCCACUCCAGUCGUGGCCUGGGGAACACAGCCGGAGCUGUCCCCAGUGUCCUCUCAGCCCUUGGCCUGGCCGAGUUUGGCAAAGCCUGGGCCAUCCUUGGGACAAAGGUGCGUCCCUUCAGCUCCUCUGUGGGGCUCGGGGCUUUCUGUAUUUAUGUAUUUGUACGAAUGUAUAUAGCAACCAGAGCGUUCUUAAUUUCUACCCCAGACCUGGCGCUCCGGCUCAGCCUCCAAGGCAGUCAGCCCUGGCUGGGAGAGCUAAGAGAUAGCGGAGGAGCCACUGCCAAAGUCAAGGCUUCUCUGGCCGCACUCAGAAGGGGCAAGGCCAGAUACCUAAACCUGUGGCGUUGUGCUGGCCACCACCAACCUCUGAGUGAAGCUCAUGCCUGCCCUUGAUGUUCUGGGUUCAGGCUGCACUGAUUAGGGCCCAAUACUGUCCCUUUAUAGCAAUUGUCAGAGUUGAACCAGGGGGUUCUUUAUCCUGUAGGCCUGUGCCAAAGUGUGACCAGAGAUUGGACUGACCAUGAGACCCAUUAGUUCACUGCCCGAACUGAUCCACGUGGGUCUCCCCUCUGCCUUCCAGCUCCCAGGUCACCUUGUCUCUUAUGCUGGGCCCUGAAGACACCUCUUUCAAAAAUGCUCCAACCCAGGCCAUAGGAGAGGUAGGGGUGUCCCUGGCCAACUCUGGCCAACAUUCCAGAAUCCCCUCAUAAAAAUAGACACAUCUGCCCAGCAAUAAUCUUCCCCUCCCUAUGUGUGCCCAUGGAGAAUGUGUGGGUGUGGGUGUGUAUCUGUGUACGUGUGAGGGGGGUAGGGUAAGGCUGUGCGUAUGUCCUGGGCCCCAGCCCUGGUCCUUCCCAGACUGUGAUAGCCAUCCUGGUCCCAGUGUUAGGGUAGAAUGGGAUUACAGGACCCUGGUUUUUCCAUAUUUAAAGCUAAUUUUUAUUACUCAGUUUUGUCCAAUGUAAGCUGCCACAUGUCUCUGUGAAUACAGUCUGAGCACAAACCUGGCCAGCUGCCCCUGCCUGCCUCUUUCUUGCCUCUGGUGUUCCAGGGUGUUCCAGGUGUUCCUGCUUCCCUGGCCCAGCUGGAAGUGGGAAAGGAUUGGAGAUGGACCUGGCAGAGGGGGUGAGGGGCUCUCUUUCCAAGGCUUAGGACUUACUGUAAGGCAGUCUUUCUAGGCAACCAGGCCUUGGUGGCCUUUGAGUUCACCCAGUGGGUUCCUCUGUUUCCUAAAUAGUACAGGGCAUAAGGAAGACAGUCUUGAUACUGGGGUGUGGGCCUGUUUCUGACUGUGCUAGAGAGGCUAUCUGGAUGGUCUUUAAGCUAUCCAAGGCCAGGGUGAUCUGGCUGCCAAAUGUGAACUUGGGAGUGGCCUGUGAGCCAGGUGGGAGCUGCUGUUACAAACACCUGCCCCACAUCUUUCUUCACAAGCUGCCUGCUAUGUGCCUGACCCUGGGCUGGUGCGUGUGCAUCCCUCUCUUUUGUCCUUGAAGCAUUACAUAUAGAUGGGGAAAGACCUAGAGAAUGGUGAUACUGGGAAGAGGGUGUGGCAGGGUGGGAAGGGACCAGCCACCGCAUAUCAAGGCAGGUUUUCCAAAGAUAGUGGUAGCUGGCCUUGAAGGAGAGUUGCCUGGAAGACCGAUCGGGGAACCACAUACGCGAUUAUUUGGGGGUAAGAGGAGUUUGAUCACAAAUUUGUUCUAGCCUUUGCAAACUUGCCACUGUUUAAUAGGCUUCCAGUGUCCCCAGCUCUCCCCAAGAAUGCACUGUAACCACCAUAAAGAUUUGUUCUUUGCCUCUGGGUCAGGCACAUCUGCAGACGGCACAUGAGCUCUGCUGUUGCCAGUUACAGGUUCAGGUCCCAGCCUGGCAGCUCUUUAAACUGGCUUUGCUCAGGUCUUUCCCUUAUCUACGAAAAGUGUGAUACCCUUGCCUUGCAGGGAGUUAUAAAAGUUCACUGAAGGAGCUAGUGAGCCCCUGGAGCCCCUAGAUUACUGAUAGGGCUCUCAGCUGCUAGGGGAGUGGGCGCUGGGUGCUAAGCUGGGCAGCUGUCUUAACAGCAACUGGAAGGUACCCAGCACCAACUUUGUAGAAACAACCUCUUGGUGUGUGGAGUGCUUGUUCCUUCUUUCAUCAGUUUGAAGGAAAUGGCAAAGGGGUGGCGUAGUGGGAGGGUUCACGCAAGUUCUUCUGGUGGGUGAGCGGUCAGUGCAGGAUGAAAAAAGAAGCUAGCCGAAGAUGAAAAAGUCAGACCUUCCCCAUGAGGUUGGGGUCUAAAGUGCACUUGUCCCUCCGCUCCAAAUUCUGGGGUUGGGGUGGGUGUCAGAUAGGUAUUAGCUUGCAGAGGCCAAAGCCCAUCCCUGGGCAGGUAUGCCAGAUGGACAUGCAGGGCCCUGAGGCACUGAGACCCUUUUCCCCAUGUUCUUCCUUGUGUGGGAGGCAUCCAGGGAACUUCGCUAGGGUUAAGUUCACCUUAAAUCCUCGGCAGAGGAAUCUCCCAGAAUUCAUUUCCCAACAAGUGUUCACUAAGCUCACCUUCCCACCCAGCUCUAUGGUGGGAGCUGGGGACGCAGAUGGAGACCAGGCCCCUGCCAGCUUGGAGCUCAGUCUGGUAGGCAGGCAGACGUGGGAACAGUGGCACCAAGUGUGAUCAGCACUGUGGCGGAGAGGAUUGUACAGUAGUGCGGGUUGAGGGCUACACCAAGCAGUAUAGACCCCUUGGCCAUGAAAGUAUCUUAGUUGGUGCGCUCUAGGACACCAGGGCCAGAUGGAUGACGUAGAGCUUCUUGUGUUUUAGGAUGACUGAGCAUGGGGUAGGGGUGGAGUGAAAAAAGGAGUGGCUGCAGCUUGGGUCAGUGAACCAAAACUAGUUUUAGGGGCCUGUGAAGGGUGCAGGGACUCAUCUGGACAGCUGGGGAAUCCCUGAAGGGUUUUGACUGGUUGUAUCAGGAUGUCUGUCCUAGCAUCUACAAAAAUAUCCUGUUUCUUUUGUGGAACCCCUCCACUCUCCAUGCAUUUUAGAUGGUGGUGGGUUUGUACCCCUGCAUACAGUGCACUGCACAUAAGACCCAGGUAGGAAUGUUGCAAGGAAGGGCACAGCUUUCUAGUUAACAGUGUUAAAGGACAUAAGCUCAGAUAAAAAGGGCCAGAGGAUUGAGUGUGGCAGCUCAUGCCUGUAAUCCUAGCUACGAGGGAGAUGGAGGCAGAAAGACUGCAAGUUUAAGGCCAGCCUGAGCAAUUUAGGAAGACCCUCUCUCAAGAAAUAAAUAAAAGGGCUGAGGCUGAAGUUAUGCAGAAGCGCUUGGUUUGUGCCCCAGUUCUGUUGGGUGUAGCUGGGGGUCUCAUGGUGUUAGUUGCCAGUUUCAUCUCUUCAGAGCAUGACCACCAAAAGCAAAAUACCAUUCCUGUCUUGGUAGCAUUGACCUGACUCCCAGGAACUCUGCCGGCUAGGGUGGAAACCUGUCUGGCAUAUACUGGGAAAGCAGAGUAACUGAUUUCAGAGGCUCAACAUGAUAGCACCCAUCCGGGCAGUGAUUCUUCCAGUUAAAUCUGAGUAAUGUAGCUUAAAAAAAAAAAAAAAAAA